UUUGUUUACGUGGAUAUGAACAUGGCGACUUCUCUAAAUUACUAGGAAAGACUGUUUUCCACGUUUGUCAACCGCAGCUUCUGUAAAGAUAGAAAAUUAAAGGCGUAUAUGCCGCUAUAGUGUAAUUUUAAGUAAACACAUUUUGAUUGACACGUUGUCUGAACAAUUCGUUUUUUUUUUUUUUUUUUUUUUUUGUCUCUGGGUGCAGGGGCAACAGUCAUGGAAGACGACGAGAGACAGAAAAAACUGGAGGCCGGCAAAGCUAAGCUGGCUGAAUACAGACAGAGGAAGGCACAAGCAGAUGGGCAGAAAAAACAAAAAAAGAAGAAAAAGUCACCAGGUACUAGAGAAGGGGUGAAUGCACAAGAUGGGCCGGAUCGUGACCAAUCACUGGGCGAGGAUCCAAGUGAACAGAGCACAGGGAGAGGAGCCAUCGCGGAUGCUGCUGAAUUCACUGUUUCCAGGACAUUACGAAGUGGGGAUACCAUCAAGCAGGAUCAGACCUAUACAAUAGAGCCUGAAAGUGAAGUUUCUACUACAGCCGAUGACUACACGUCUGAGGUAAAUGGGUGCUCUGCUGUUUUGAAAAUAGAACCAUCUUCUGGAGAUGUGAUCAGGGAGGAAGACGUGCAUGUCUCUGAAACUCGUUCUGAGAACCAAGCACAGAGCUCUUGGACAAUGGAGGAUGAGCUUGCAGGAAAACAACAGGCAAUUGAGGAGCUGAGUCGGGAGCUGGAGGUCAUGAGAAGUGCAAUUGGGACUGAAGGCUUGCAACAGCUCCAAGACUUUGAAGCUGCAGUCAAGCAAAGAGAUGGAAUCAUCACACAGCUCACAGCUAACCUGCAGCAGGCCCGGAAGGAAAAAGAUGAGAUCAUGAGAGAAUUCUUGGAAUUGACAGAACAGAGUCAGAAACUGCAGAUUCAGUUUCAGCAGUUGCAGGCAGGUGAAACUUUAAGAAACACUAGUCACAGCAGCACUGCUGCAGACUUUCUACAAGCCAAGCAGCAGAACCUUAAGAAUCAGCAACAGAUUGAACAACAGGAGCUUCAACUGAAGAGCUACCAGAGCAAGAGUGAAGAGUACCAGCUACAGAUAAAUCUUCUUCAGGAUCGAGUGAAGGAGUUUGAAAUGGCCAGUGAAACUUUAAGAAACACUAGCAGAACUGACACAGACUUGCUACAAGCUAAGCAGCAGAUUCUUGUAUAUCAGCAACAGGUUGAAGAACAAGAGCUUGAGCUAAAGAGCUACCAGAGCAAGAGCGAAGAGUACCAGCUACAGAUAAAUCUUCUUCAGGACAGAGUGAAGGAGUUUGAAGCGUUUACAAAUGAGCAAGUGGGCUCUGUUUCACAGAGAUUACAAGAGAAAGAGCAGUUAAUUGAACAGCAAGAGAACACAAUAACUGAACACAAAAACACUGAAACAGAGUUGAAGGAAAAGCUUUUGGCUUCUGAUAUGUUAUUAGAAGAUUUAAGCAAGGAGAGAUGUCAAGAUAUAGAAACUCUUAAAACUGAAUUAAACAACUCAAAACAGAGGGAAAGACAGUCAUCGAGUGAGAUAAAACAGUUGAUGGGGACUGUGGAAGAACUGCAGAAACGUUAUCAUAAAGGAAACCUUUCAGAAAGCGAGAUUAUUCAAAAGAUGGAGGUGGACACGCAAAAAAAAUUGGAUCAGCUCCGAGCAGAACUGGAUGAGAUGUAUGGGCAGCAGAUAGUGCAAAUGAAACAAGAACUUCGAAAGCAGCAUAUGGCAGAAAUGGACCAACUAAUUGCUCAGCACAGAUCUGAACAAGAGCGGAGACAAGUUCACCCCUCUGGCAGUGUAGCUAAUGAAGAUCAAGUAAACCUAAUGAAUAUGGCUAUAAAUGAACUUAAUGCUAAACUGCAAGAGGCUCGGUUGCAGAAAGAUCAGGUAAAGCAAGAACAGUCUCAGCAGCUUGCCAGAUUUGCAGAAGAAAAAUCCAGCUUGCAAACCCAGGUGGAGGAUCUCUUGGAGGACCUCAGGUUUGCUAGGGAAAAAGCCCAGAGAGCUUCUCGGAGCAUAUGUGAACAGGAGCACAAACUAGGGGAGAUAGGAAACCUGCAAACCACUAUUAGUGAUCUUAAAGACCAACUGGCUGCUGCAGCAGAAUCUACCAAAGAAUUGGAGUCGAAGCAUGAAUCGGAAGUUACUAAUUAUAAGAUCAAAUUGGAAAUGUUAGAGAGAGAGAAAGAUGCUGUUCUAGAUAGGAUGGCGGAAUCCCAAGAAGCCGAGUUGGAAAGGUUGAGGACACAACUUUUGUUUAGCCAUGAGGAAGAGCUAAUUAAGUUGAAAGAAGACCUACAAAGAGAAAGCCAGAUAAAUAUUGAGAAUCUGAAAGAUGAUUUGGCCUUGAAGUACAAGCAGAAGCUAGAAGGAAUGCAGAAGGGCUUUAAUGAACAACUAGAGUCUGUAAAAAUGGAAAGGGAUAGUUUAGUCUCUGAAAAAGAGGUACUAAUAUCUGAUAUCGCCAAGAUGAAAGAUGAUUUAAGUCAAUCACUGGAAAACGCUAAAACUGAAGAAAUGACUCUUGAAAUAAAGGAACUUCAGACCAAGAUCCAAGCACUACAAAAAGUAGAGAAAGAAAAGGGUACACUUGAACAUGAGAUUCAGCAGUUGCUGGCAAAGAAUGAAGUGCUAGAGAAGCAGAUGAAGAAAGAGGAUGACAUGUACAUGCAAAUUAAGGAACUGGAAGAUGAGAAUGGAAGGCUAAAGAAAUCAAGGGAGGUACUGGAACAAAAAUUGCAGGUCGGCAAUUUGGCUAUUGGCAUGUCGGCUUCAGAGAAUUCAGCAGCGACGUGUGCUGUUGGCAUAGAAACUCAGACCUUUAAUGAACAGCUGCAAAUAGACAGACUCACUUCAGAAAAUGAACAGCUUAAAAAUCAACAGGUUCACCUGAAGGAGGAAGUUGAGAGACAGAGAAAUACAUUUUCCUUUGCAGAGAAAAACUUUGAGGUAAAUUAUCAGGAGCUUAAGGAUGAGUACACUUGCCUUUUGAAGGUGAAAGCUGGCUUAGAGGAGAGGAUUGUAAAGGAAAGAGUUCAAUAUGAGGCCAGAAUGGAUAGUCUGCACACGCAGAUUACAUUUCUUCAGAGUGAGAAAGAAAAAAUGGAUGGCUCUGGAGUUUUGGCAGUAGAAACCAGUAAAGUAGGCAAAAUUGUGCGGCACUGUAUUGAUGAUGGCGAAGUUGUUGAGAAAGAUAAAACAGAGCUGAUGGAAAAGCUUGAGGUUGCUCAAAAGGAGAAGAAAGAGCUGUCCUUGAGACUGUCUGAGGUUUCUGAUACAUUACAUUUAAAACAAAAUGAGAUUGAGCAGCUACAAAAUGAACUAAGAUCAGUAAAAGACAAAUACAGACAAAAUGUGGGAAAGCACAAAGAACUGGAUAUAACACAGGAAACACGGGUAAAAACAUUAGAAUACCAGACACUGGAAUAUAUUCAAUCAUCUGGAAGUACAGCUACUGAAAUUGUUGACACAGGGUCGUGCACACUUGAGAAUCAUCAUCACCAAAUAGCACUGUUAAAGGAGAAAGUAAUUGCACUACAGACUUCAUUGCAGACUGCAAAAUUGAAACAAAAACAAUUUCAAGAAAAGCAGAAGUGUCUUAUUCAUGAGAAGGAAUCCCUGUUAGCCAAGCUUCAGGAGCUAAAGGGUAAAUCUGUUACUGAAAGCCCUGCAGUGGCCACAGUACAACCUGACAGUUACCAACUGCAGCAGCAGUUGGAUGCGUUCAAGACUGAGCAACUGGGCUUGGCAAAGCUUGUGCAGCAGAAAGCCUUGGUAGAAGAGUCCCUGCACAAGAAGCUAGAGGAAAAGGAAAAGACGUUGAUUGCUGCAGAGAAGGAGAUGUUCAAUUUACACGAGAGACUGAAUAAACAGUACCAAAGAGAGACUGCUGAUGAGUGUUUUAUAGAAAAGCACAAUGAAGAGAAGGUGGAAUGCAGUGGGAUAGAACAGGCCGAGUUUAGGCUGCAGAUGGAAGCCCAACGAAUUAGUCUUUCUCAGAUAUAUACUGCACAGCUUGAGCUGCUUCAAGAGAAACUUCAGACUGACAAGCAGUGCCUGUAUCUGCUAGAAGAGGACCUCACUGCUAGACACAGGCAGGAGGUAGAAAAGCUUCAUAGAAAAUACCAGCAGGAGCAAAAAACAGAUGACCGAGAUGAACGAAUGUCUUCACAGCAACAGAUUCAGAAACUUAGCAAACUGGUGUCUGAAGAAUGCAAGCAACUGAUUUUGUCAUUUGGAAGUGUUUUUGGGGAGGAAGAACUGGAAGCACUUCAGUACAACGAAUCAGAAGAAGCAAAGAGAAGCAGAGAUGAAACCAGUGCUGGUAUUAAAGAGCAAACUGGGGAUCCCUGUUCACUUUUACUUGAAGCAAAAGAAAUGCACACAGAGCUGCAGAAGCUGAAGGAUACAAUUUUGCAAGAGUAUAAUAGACUUACGGGAAUUCAGACACUAUUGAAAAGUGACAGCCGCAAGCUGGAGGAAUUGCAGAAAGACUAUGAUGAAUUCAGGUACAGCAGCGAGGAAGAGAUGACUAGUCUUCGAAUGCAGAUUGAAAGUGUCCGUGCUAGUUCUGAGGAUUUACAUGAUCUCAAAGAGCAGUUGAAAGUCAGGUCAGCACACCUAGAAGAGAUUGAAAAGCUGAAGUCAGAGUUUAAUCUGCAAAGGACUCGAUUUGAGGACAAGCAUACGCAAGAAAUUGAACAUUUACGGAUGUAUUACCAGCAACAGAUCAAGGAAACAGAGGAGAGGUACACAACAGAGAUUGUAGUACAACAGAGGCUUCAGGAAAUUACUGGCUCAGAAGCACAGUUUAGUAUUUCCAGUGAAUCACAGUUUGCUGUGCAAAAGGAUAAUGAUCUGGAACAACACUGUACUGAAGAAAUAAAGCUUGAGGAUGGUUUAGAAGCAGAACUCCAAUCCCCAGUAAAGUCAAUGCGACUGACUGAGCAGCUGCAGACCUUGAGGAGGGCCCUGCACGCCAAGUACCUCCAAGAGGUCACUUCCCUGAAGGAGCAACACAAAGCAGAACUGGACCUGCUGGCCUCCAGACUGAGGGAGCAGCAUAGCCUGGAGACAGAAGCCCUGCCGCAGGGAAUCACAGAAUCUGCUAAGCAGAACCAAGAAAACCUGAAUGGAGGCUUCAUAUCUAUCAAAGAGCCUGAAUCAAGUGAAAUCACAGGAGAGGGUGCCAAGCAAAUUGAGGCAUUGGAGAAAUGGUACAAGAAAAAGAUAGAGGAAGAAAUAGCCAAGGUAAUUGUGCAGAUGUCUAUAGAAUUUGCUCAGCAGACUGAACUGGCAAGAAUUACUAAGACAGCAAGAGAGACCACGUCUGAGAUACAGACGGUUUCUGAAGACCCAGAGAGUGAAACAGAGAGCAAAACGGAAGAACCCGGGCUUGUUUUUGAGUCAAAUAGACGAGAACUGGAGAAGGUUUUUGAGAAACAACUGAAAGAAAAGACUGAGGAGAUAUUUUUACUCAGAAAUCAAAUUCAUCAGACUGGCUAUACAAGACAAUUGUUGGACAAGGAGUGUCAGUUUCCUGAAAUUAACAUUGAGUUAUCUCUUGAAUUUGCAAGCAAGAAGGAGAUUGUGCUACGGGAAUCAAUGGUUUAUAAAGGCGGCAUUUUAGCAGAGACCCUUUCAAUCGCUGGACAUUUUGACCAGGAGCAUCAGGAAGACCCGAGUCAUGAGCUGGUUCACCCGGAGCAGACUGUGGAGCCACUGAGACACUGCCACUUGGAGCACAGCUUGAGAGCGCAGCCUGCUCAGAAUUCCUCAGUCGAUGAUGUCUUAGUUGAUAAAGAAGAAGAAGAAGAAGAAAGGAUAAAAGUAGAAAACCAAGAUACAAUAAACACUUCAGUUUCAGCUGGAAAAGGAAAACUCUCUUCAGAAAUGCAAAACAGCAGCACACAAACUGAACAGUUGGCUCAGAAUGAAGGAGACAAUCAAGAGGUACCCCGAGAGGCACCCCCCCACCCUGAAGCUUCAGCACAGCAUGCAGAAAAGCCAACCUCUGAUGAUCUCACUGUUGAAAGGAAUAUCUUGCAGAGGGUUAAUGAAAGGCUCAGAAUUGUUUUAUCAGAAGUGCUGAAGACAACUGCUGCUGCUGAGGAGACGAUAGGUCGCCAUGUUGAGGGGCUACUUGUUGCAUCAAGUAAGCGACAAUGUCGUCCACAAAGAGCUGCAUGGGAACAAGCAUCAGAGGAGCCCUUAAAGCCACACAUUGUCCAAGGCCACGGAGCAGGAGGAGGUGUUUCCUCUGAGUUCUGCCACGGCAGUGAUGCAGGUGGAGAUGAUGCUAGUGCUUGGUCUGGAGAGACAGACGAGGGGCUGGAGAUGUCGCAGAGGCUUGCUGACGGAAUGUUCACCGGGGCGGAACUCGACCUUGAGAAUGAGGAAUUUAUGUUGAACAUCAGCACCCGGCUUCAAGUGGCAGUAGAAAAACUGUUGGAAGCCAUCACUGAAACUACAAAUCAGCUUGAACAUGCCAAAGUCACCCAGAUAGAGCUCAUGCGCGAGUCAUUCAAGCGCAAUGCUGAGAUCAACAAACUUGUGAAACGUCAGGAAGAGCUGCAAGAGAGGCUCAGUGAAGAGACCAAGGCCAGGGAGCAGUUGGCACUGGAACUCCACAAAGCUGAAGGCAUCCUCGAUGGCUAUGCAGGUGAGAGAGUGGCGCUGGAGGAGCAGGUCCGGCAGAAGGCAGAGAUCCAGCAGCACUUGGAGCAGGAGCUCCAGCUAACAAGCAGCCGCUUGCGGGAACUAGAGGAGGAGCGACAAAUAAUGCGUCAGGAGAGGGAACUACUGUCCAGACAACAGGAUGCCAUGAGAGACACUGCUGGAUCCAAAGAGCUGCGCCUAGUUGAAGCUGCAGUUGAUGCAGCACCUGAAGCAGACCUGCUGGAGGAGACUGAGAAGCUCAUGAAGGAAAAGGUGGAGAUGCAGCGACAGGCAGAAAAAGAGAACGAUGAGCUCCUGAAGCAAGUGAAGAUGCUGGAAUCUGAGCUGGAGGAGCAGGUGAACAAAGUCAUAGAGAUUGAGCAGGAAAAGGCGGCUGAGCUCAUGGACUUGAGGCAACAGAUCCUGGCUCUUGAGAAACAGCUGGAGAAGAACAGAAAAUUUCUAGAUGAGCAGGCUAUUGACAGAGAGCACGAAAGGGAUGUGUUCCAACAGGAGAUACAGAAACUAGAACAGCAGCUCAAGUAUCCACAAAAGUUGCAGCCCAGCACAGAACAAAGGAACAAAGAGGUGGAAGUUCUGACCAAUCAGCUAAAAGAUAAAACAGAUCGGUGCAGCGAGCUUGUACUAGGGAAGGAACAGCUACAGAGAGAUGUGCAGGAGCGAAAUGAAGAGAUUGAAAAGCUAGGAAGUCGGAUAAGAGAGCUGGAACAAGCACUAAUAAGCAACUCAGACAGGCUACAAAAGGUGGAAGAAAGAAAGCUGUGUACACCAGUUGAGGUUAAAGGAGAAAUAAACCUUGAAGUACAACUGCAGACUGAACGUGAAGCCUUGGACAGGAAGGAAAAAGAGAUCUUAAACUUGGAAGAGCAGUUGGAGCAGUUCAGAGAGGAACUUGAGAAUAAGAACGAGGAGGUCCAGCAAUUACACAUGCAAAUGGAAAUCGAAAGAAAGGAAUUAAGCACCGAGCGUCAGGAGUACAACCACCAGAAUACACUGUUAAAGAAUCAAGUCGAAGCAUUGCAGAAGUCUCUUAAUGACUCUGAUGAUGUUUCGAUUGAGGACCAUCGAAUUGUAAUUGGAAAAUUCUCUCAGGUCAUGGAAGAAAAAGAUAAAGAAAUUGAGCAUCUAAAUGAACAACUUUAUAAAUGCCAACAGCACCUAGAAAUUGCAUCCGACAACAAGGUGAUAGAAGAAAAGAAUGAACAGAUGAGAGAGCUUGAAUCUCAAAUUGAAUGUCUAAAGAGUGAGCAAGAGCGCUUGAAAAGGAAAAGUGAAGACGAAAUUGAGCAACUGAAUGAAGUAAUAGAAAAACUACAGCAGGAGUUGGCAAACAUUGAGCACAAAACACAGGAUGGUGAUCCUGAGGAACCUUCAAGUUUAAAGUACCCUCUGGAAAUUAUGGUAGAAGAGAAGGAAGCUCCAAAGUUACAAGAGGAGAAGGGCUGCAAAGAAAUUAACCUGUCCAAGGAAGAAUUUGAAGGCAUGAAGCUUAAAAUAGAGCAGACAAACCAGGAACUGGAAACCUUAAAGGCUGAUAACCUCAGCCUAUUGCAGAAAUACAAAUGUGUACAAGAGGAGGGAUCAGUUACCUCUGUGGAAAAUGUCUCUAACAUGACAGCUGAGCUGGAGGAAGCCUUACCAGAAAAGACAGCUACUAUGGUAGUCAUUCAAGCUGAAAUAAAGGCACCAGAAGAAAGUGCUAAUGUUAAGAUAACCAACCUGGAAGCUAAACAGGAAGAACUUGAAGCUUCUGUCCGAGAAAAGAACGCAGAGGUAGAAUUGUGUCGUUCUCAAAAUGUGCAAGCUCAGGCCAAAACUGAAGUCCUGAAGCAAAAGGUUAUUGAGCUGGAAGACCAACUCCGGGAGAAGGUCGCUGCUGCUCUUGUAAGCCAAGCACAACUUAGUGCAGUGCAAGAGCAUUCUAAAGUACAUACCAGACAGCUUCACAGGCAAAUUAAAGAACUGCAUGGACAUUCUGUUAUAGAUGUUGGGCAGAGAGAAACUGCAGAAGUAGGCAAGACAGUAGCAGAAGCCAUAGCAGUCACCCACGGUUUUACAAAACCAGAUAAUGAAAAGCAGGACAGUAAAACUGAAGAUCAGCCUAAAAACAAACUAUCAGUUUUAACGCUGAAGCUCACAGAGUUGGAGAAAGAGCUAGCUGAGCUGCAGAAGGACAGAGAGCUACAAAAGCAGCUGGUUCACAGCACAGAAGAGGGUGUGGUUGAAUAUGAGAAGAAGUUAGCACAGUUAUUGGCUCGGUUGGACCAAAUGAAGAAGCCUAUGGUAGAAAAAGAUGAUGCACAAACAUCUAAGGCAAGGACAGCAAAGCCAGAAAGUGACAAAACUAUUUCUGCAUCUCAACUGGCUUUGGAACUGGAGCAGGUUAAGUCUGAAGCUGCUGCCACAAAAGAAGAAUUGAAUAUCUACAGGGAAUGUGCAAAAAAGCUUAAGGAUGAGUUGCAAGUAAGAGAACUAACUAUUUCACAGCUCCAAGAGAAUCUUGAGCAGGCAGUGAAAACAAAGCCUGAAAGGGAUGAACUGACUGCUGCAUCUAAACUGGCUUCUGGUCAGGAGGAAGCCAAAUCCAAAGCCGCUGCCACACAUGAAGAGUUAAACAGCUACAAGGAACAGGCAGAAAAGCAGAAGGAUGAGUUGCAACCCACACAAUCAAAGACUAAAAGUGAUGAACCUGCUGCUAUGUCUAAACUGCUUUUGGAGCUGGAGGGGGUCAAGUCUGAAGCUGCCGUCACAAAAGAAGAACUGAACAGCUACAGGAAGCAGGCAGAAAAGCUUAAAAAUGAGUUGCAAGUAAGAGAAAUGACUAUUGAACAGCUUCGAGAUGAUCUUAAAAAGGCAACAAAAUCAAAGCUUGAAAGCGAUGAACACGCUGCUGUAUCUAAACUGCUUUUGGAGCUGGAGGAGGUCAAGUCUGAAGCGGUUGUCACAAAAGAAGAAUUGAACAGCUACAGGGAGCAGGCAGAAAAACUUAAGGAUGAGUUGCAAGCAACAAAAACAAAGCUUGAAAGUGAUGAAUCUGCUGAUGUAUCGAAGCUGGUUUUGGAGCUGGAGGAGGUCAAGUCUGAAGCUGCUAUAAUGAAAGAAGAAUUGAACAUCCACAAGAAGAGUGCAGAAAAUCUUAAGGAUGAGUUGCAAGCCACACAAUCAAAGACUGAAAGUGAUGAACCCGCUGCUCUGUCUAAACUGCUUUUGGAGCUGGAGGAGGUCAAAUCUGAAGCUGCCAUUGCAAAAGAAGAACUGAACAGCUACAGGGAGCAGGCAGAAAAGCUUAAAAAUGAGUUGCAGGCAACAAAAUCAAAGCUUGAAAGCGAUGAACACGCUGCUGUAUCUAAAUUGGUUGUGGAGCUGGAGGAGGUUAAGUCUGAAGCUGCAGUCACAAAAGAAGAAUUGAACAGCUACAGGGAACAGGCAGAACAGCUUAAGGAUGAGUUGCAGGCAAAAGAAACAAAGCUUGAAAGUGAUGAACCUGCUGAUGUAUCAGAGCUGGUUUUGGAGCUGGAGGAGGUCAAGUCUGAAGCUGCUUCAAUGAAAGAAGAAUUGAACAUCCACAAGAAGCGUGCAGAAAAUCUUAAGGAUGAGUUGCAAGAAAGAGAAUUGACUAUUGCAAAUCUUCAGGAUGAUCUUCAACAGAUGAGAGAUUUGACAAUCCCACAGCUUCAGGAAGAUCUUAAACAAGUAAAGGAAGCUUUGGCAAAGGCAGAGGAGGAGCUGGGCCAUCAUGAUCAGAAAAAAGACACCAAACUCUUUGAGGGAAAACCUGACAUUGGUGGCAAAAAAACAAAACACACUUCAACCAAAGAGAAACCUUCACUGGUGAGGAAGAACUCUGCAUCUCAAACCGAUAAGCCUGCAAACAUGAACAGGAGCUUCCAGACUCCAAAAGUUUUGUGUAAAGAUGCUGAAAUCCAAAUCGAUCUCAUUAAACAGAAUAGCAUCUCUUCAGAGCAGCUGGCAGAAGUGAUCAGACAGUACAAAGAGAAGAUUGGGCAGAUGCAGGAACUUCAUGCUGCUGAAAUAAUGGACAUGGAGACACGACACAUUUGUGAGAGCGACACUCUGAAGAGUGAUUCUCAGAUUCUGAGAGAGCAAUGCAAGGCCUUAAAUGCGUUUUUAGAGAAGAUGAGAGAAACCGGGGGAGUCCCUGCUUCUGUUUUGGAACCUGGUUCUUCACAGUUUAGAGAUGGAUACACUAGUGAUAGCAGUUCAGACUGGAGUCAGAGAAUGUAUUACGACUUUUCCGUUCAAAACCAGGAGUACAGAAGCGCUACAGAGGAAGCCAAGAGAGACAUUGAAAUGCCUCAGGCUUCAUCAGAAAUGCUACCUGACAGAAUAAAAUACUUGUUGCGAGAAGUACAUCAGGAGGGAAUGCAGGUGCUCUCCCUGUCCGAGGUCCCUUGCAUCGAAGGGGAGAUUGGAACAUCAGAGCAGUAUUCUGAAAGCUGGCAGAAGGAGAGGCAGGCGCUCCUGGCUAUGGUCGAGUCACUCAAGGUUUUGAUUACCAACGUGCAAGUUUACAGCGAUACUGAGAAAUCUUUGAAUUUUGCAUCAGCUGAAGGUGUUGCAGACUGGCGUGGAGAGCUCCUCCAAGCUGUCCAGCAAGUCUUUUUGAAGGAACGCAGUGUUCUUAAGAGUGAACUCGAAACGCAUAUGGCAACACUAGAGACUAGCGACAUAGUUGUACACCUGAACCAGCUAGAAAACCGUCUGCGUGAACAGGAUGCCCAGAACAGAGAUGCCAUGGAGAUUCUUCAGGAUGCUGACAGGAAUAGUCUGUUGAUGGAGAUUGGGCAGCUGCAAGCACAGCUACAAAGGGCUCAGCAAUGUGAUAGCAGGGUUGACAGGGCUGCAGCACAGCUGGCUCAGCAGACAAGCUCAGAUGGACAUCAGGACUGCACAUUGCAAGACAAUCAGGCUAGUGUCGCAGAACUGGAGGUGAAUCGUGUGAAGGAAAGUGGAAACGAGCUGCAGGAUCGUUUCCACUCUGAGAAGAUGGUGAUAGCUGAACUUAAGAAUGAGCUUGCGCAAACAAAACUGGAACUCGAGACAACCCUGAAAGCACAACAGAAACACCUGAAAGAGCUGGAAGCUCUCAGGACUGAAGUUUCAGGAAAGACUGCUGAAAUGGACAUAUUAAAUGAUGCUCUGGAAAAUGAGCAAAAGAAAUCCAGACAGCUUCAGUGGGCGUUUGAAAAGGAGAAGUGCAAAUCGGAACGAAAAGAAGUGAGAGAAAAAGAAGAAUUUGAGGACUUGAAGCUCACAAUUGAAGAUCAGAAAUGUAAAAACUGCAAGAUUUCAACCCUACUAGAGCAGGAGCAACAGGUAACGGCCAAUCUGAAGCAGCAGACAGAGACGGAGAAGGCCCUUCACCAAGCCCAGCUCUCUCACGAGCUGAGCCGCAUAUCAGAGCUGCAGGUGCUGCUGGAUUCGGAAAAGGCCCGGGCACUGGAGCUGAACAGCGCCCUGGAACAGGAGAAAGAGCUGCGUGGCCAGCUGAAUCUGAGUCCACAGCGGCGACUGGAGGCAGGAGAAUCGGCAGCUGAUGCUGGGUGUAGUCAGGCAGAGGAUGGUGUCUGGACCAUGAAAGAGCUGGUCGGUGACCUGCAAGGCCAGCUGGAUGAGAAGCACACUCGCAUCGUGCAGCUGCUGGGGGACAUAGAGAGACACAAGCUGGAGGCAGUGCAGUUGAGGCAGCAGCUGGAUGAGGAGAGACAGCUCCACCACAAGGCCCUGCAAAAGGAGCAGGAGGCUCACAGACUGGUGCAGAACAAACUGGAGCAGCUGCAGCUAAAGGAUGAGGAGCUCCAGAGGCUGCUGGACAGGGAGAGGCAGCUCGUCGUCAGACUUCAGCAGGAGAGGGAGCGGCUCCAGGAGAGUGUCAGUGAGCUGCAGGACCAGGAGAACCAGAGUGAGAAGACAGAGAACACAGACCAGUCUGAUUCUCAAACGAAUCUAUGUAGAGCAGACAUACCUGUCGACAGAACGAGAGAUUGGGUGUUACAGCAGAAGAUUUCUGACAUGCUGAAAGUAGGCAUCCACAGUCACUCUCUAAAUGAAAUCAAUAGAGGAACAGCUGCACCUGAAGACUCAAAGCAUCUUGACGGCAUCAUCCAGAGACUUCAGUUAAUUGCUUCUAAGCUGAAAACACUUGCAAGCAAACCCUCCAGCAAGAUCCCGUUCGAAUCAGCAGAUGAUGAAAAUCUUAUUUGGUUGCAGAACAGCGUUCAGGACAUUGUGUCUCAGCUUCAGCAGCUACCAGCAAUCCAUCCUAAAGGAGAGCAGAGUGUGCUGCUUCCCACAGGCAGUAGUUCCUCCAGCUCCCUGACUGAGCGGCUGCUGAGGCAGAACGCAGAGCUCACCGGGUUUGUGAGCCACCUCACCGAGGAGAAGAAUGACCUGCGCAACUCUCUGAUCAAACUGGAGGAGGAGGUCCGUCUCUCCCGCCAGCGAGGCCUCGGGGGGCUCCGUCAUUCCAACAGAAAGCCCCUGGAUAAUCAGGAUACCAUUGAUGUUCUCACAUAUGAUCAAGAGACCUGGAGUAGGGAAAAAAACAACCUUGAAAAAUCACUCAAGCAGGCGGAAACAGAAGUGCACAAACUAAGGGCAGAGCUCAGAAGCGAUGUAUUGUACAGAGAUAUGACCAGGUCUGAUGUGGACAAUGUAACAUUAAAGAGGAUCUAUGGCAAAUACCUGCGAGCAGAAAGUUUCCGCAAGGCUCUUAUUUACCAGAAGAAGUACCUGCUGCUGUUGUUGGGAGGCUUUCAGGAAUGUGAAGAGGCUACCCUCUCCCUUAUUGCUAAAAUGGGUGGACGGCCAUCUCACAGCCUUGGGAUAAUAACACAUCGCUGCAGAGGUUUUACCAGGUUCAGAUCCGCUGUAAGAGUUACAAUAGCCAUUUCCAGAAUGAAGUUUCUUGUCAGAAGGUGGCAGAGAGCUGCCGGUUUGGGGUCAAGCCCAUCAUCCAGUGUUAACAGAAAUGAAUUUGGUCAGAUAACAGGUAAUGAGGCAAGAACAGGCUCCCCGUACCUCCAUCCUGGGGGUGUUGAAGCAUAUGGAGACCGCAGAACGAGGUCAGAACUUGAAACCCCAAGGUCAGCUCUCUCACUGCAGCACAGGUAUCAGCCAGCUGAGUCAAGUGCAGGUUCACUUGCUUGUUCUCACCUCCAGAAUUAUGAUCCUGACAGAGCACUUACAGACUAUAUACACAGACUGGAUGCACUGCAAAGGAGACUUGGGAGCGUACAGUCAGGCUCCACUUCAUAUGCUCAGUUGCACUACGGGACAAGAAGAUGAAGUCCUUUGGGAAUACACACAAAUUGACUUGAAACUGGAUUGCUUUUUCGAAAGAUGAACUGCUGUGUUUUUGUAUCACUAUUUUGUUUAUGUUUGUGGGACCAAAAUAAACUUGCGUGUAAUACUGUACCUGGUUUUCUUGCCAGUAUAUAAGAGGAAAUAGCUUUUAUGUAUAUUAGUCUGCUUUUUUGUUGUGCAUAAAACAAUCAGAGAUGGUUUAAAUGUAUAUUUGCGGAAUUCUAAUUUAAACUGAUUUAUUUGUAAUGUUGUAUGUAUUGUAUGGGUGAAAGAAAACUAGUGAAUGUUGCUUGAAGUGCAAUGCACAUCUGUGAGAAGGCUGCUAAGUUUUUACUAUGCUGUCCUUUAUUAAUUACUGGCAUUGUGGACAGAGGAAAACGUUUGUAGACAUAUUUUUGUAAUGGUAGAAAGCUUAGAAUUUUAUGGGCAUUUUGUCAGUUUAAAAAUAGACUAUUCUCACAUUUGAAAAAAAAUAUUCUGUAAUACUGUAAUUAUACUAGAUGCAGCAAAAUCUGUUUUUAAUUUUGCAAU
Messenger RNA from Polyodon spathula (Mississippi paddlefish), 14556 nucleotides. RefSeq names its product A-kinase anchor protein 9-like. Lineage: Eukaryota; Metazoa; Chordata; Actinopteri; Acipenseriformes; Polyodontidae. The coding region runs from base 220 to 14007 and encodes 4595 amino acids. The transcript has 62 exons. Gene Ontology annotation, biological process: signal transduction. Gene Ontology annotation, molecular function: molecular adaptor activity; DNA binding. The record is from RefSeq and is a predicted model, not a curated record.